CUCGUGUUCCGAGGGUCAGCGGCGGCCGCGGCGGCUUGAAGAGCUCUGAGCUGCGGCGGGCACGGCCGGCUCUGCAAGUAACAGAUGCGGGUGAAAGAUCCGUCCAGGGCUGUUUCUGAAAAAACCAGAAGAAACAGAAGGCCUAAUACUCCUCUGGAUGAAGACUCUUCAGAUGACAUUGCUGCAGGCUUAACUUGUCAGCAUGUAAGUCAAGCUGUUAGUGUCCACCAUGUGAAGAGAGCAGUAGCUCAGAAUUUGUGGUCAGUUUGUUCAGAAUGUUUAAAGGAAAGAAGGCUUUGUGAUGGAGGGUCAGUAAAACCUGAUAUUUGGUUGUGCCUCAAGUGUGGUUUUCAGGGAUGUAGUCAAAACUCAGAAGACCAGCAUUCUUUGAAACACUUCCAGACUUCCCGCUCUGAACCCCAUUGUAUCAUUAUCAAUCUUAGCACAUGGAUUAUAUGGUGUUAUGAAUGUGAUGAAGAAUUAUCAACACAUCGUAAUAAAAAGGUUUUGGCUCAAAUAGUUGAUUUUCUACAGAAGCAUGUUUCUAAAACAGCAAGUUCAUUUUCCAAAGUAAUAAGGCUUUGUGAAGAAAAGUGUGAAACAGGUGAAAUAUGGAAAGGAAAAUGCCAAAUCAGCAGUUUACCAGCUUCUGUGAAAGGAAUUAAUAAUUUGGGGAACACUUGUUUUUUUAAUGCUGUCAUGCAGAACUUGGCACAGACUCACAUGCUCAGUGAACUGAUGUAUGAGGUUAAGGAAAGGGGGACAAAGUUAAAAAUUUUUCAUACUUCAGACCCUAAGUUGGAUCCACUAGUGGUGAACCUGUCAAGUCCUGGAACUCUGACUUCUGCUAUGUUCCUGUUCCUUCACAGCAUGAAGGAACCUGGAAAAGGACCACUUUCUCCUAAAGUUCUCUUUAACCAGCUUUGUCAGAAGGCUCCACGAUUUAAAGGUUUCCAACAGCAGGAUAGUCAGGAACUUCUCCAUUAUUUACUGGAUGCAAUGAGGAUAGAAGAAACAAAGAGAAUACAAACUGGCAUACUAAAAGCAUUUAAUAACCCAACUACUAAAACUGCAGAUGAAGAAACUAGAAAAAAAAUCAAAGCAUAUGGAAGAGAGGGAGUGAAGAUGAACUUCAUAGAUAGGAUCUUUGUUGGUGAAUUGACUAGCACAGUCAUGUGUGAGGAAUGUGAAAAUAUCUCAGCCAUGAAAGAGCCUUUCAUUGAUCUUUCGCUUCCUAUAAUAGAAGAAAGGGUGUCAAAACCUGUUCCGUUGGGAAGAAUGAAUAAAUGUAAGAGUUUACAAGAGGCCGACCUAGUUCAAUACAACUGUACUACUGCUACUACAAUGAAUAAUCAUCUAAAAAGUACUAGGAAACACUCCUUAACUAAAGAUAAGAAUCAGCUAAAUUAUGAAAGAAGACUUGUAAGAAAAUCAUCGUCUGGGGAAGAAGAGAAAAUUCCUGUUAUCAUGCAACAAAAAAAUGGAAACCUUGAAAUAAAUGGGGAUUCUUCAAUUUUGUCCAUAGGAGACACAAGCAGGGUGUCUGAGACUACAGCAAAUGCAAGUCAGACUGAUGGAAGUGAAAAAGAAGUCAGCCAUUCUGAAAGCAGCGUUGAUGCUGACAGUGAGGCUUCAGAAUGUGAAAGUGCUUCAAAGCAAACCAUUUCUGUUAGACCCAGUAGUUUAUCUUUUUUGCACGAAGGUGUUCCUCCUCAUUCAUCAGUAGUCCCUGCAAUUGCCAAUGAGAGUGGUAAGGAAAUGAUCACUGAAGCCAUUGCCAAACUCAGCUUAAGUGACACUGUAACUAGAGGUACAGAGCUUAACAAUGAACAUCAGCCAUUAAAAUUUUCAAGCAAUUCAUUAUGUUCAGUGGAGAAGUAUACGUUAUCUCAUGGCCCCCAGAAUGCUUUCCAAACCCUUUCUCAGAGCUAUUCAACUUCUUCCAAAGAAUGUUCAAUUCAGUCCUGUCUCUACCAGUUUACAUCAGUGGAGUUACUAAUGGGAAAUAACAAGCUUUUAUGUGAGAAUUGUACCGAAAAGAAACAGAUGUACCAAAAGAAAAUCAAUUCUACAGAAAAGAAGCCAGAAGGUGUGUAUACCAAUGCCAGGAAACAGUUGCUCAUUUCUGCUGUUCCAGCCAUUCUUAUUCUCCAUCUUAAAAGAUUCCAUCAGGCUGGUUUGAGUCUGCGAAAAGUAAACAGACACGUGGAUUUCCCACUUGUGCUAGAUUUAGCACCCUUUUGUUCUGUUACCUGCAAGAAUGUAACCAGUGGAGAGAGAGUUCUCUAUGGUCUUUAUGGAAUAGUGGAACAUAGUGGCUCAAUGAGAGGAGGCCAUUAUACAGCUUAUGUGAAAGUCAGAACAACUUCCAAGAAAUCAUUAGACCAAGUUGUUGGAAAUAAAAAUAUCCAUGGUUUAAAAGAAACUACAGGAGCAUCAGCAGGACAAUGGGUGCAUGUUAGUGAUACUCAUGUGCAAAUGGUUCCAGAAUCCAGAGCACUUAAUGCACAGGCGUACCUUCUUUUUUAUGAAAGGAUAUUAUAGUGAUCAUUGUUCAUAAUUGUUAAAAAGUAAUGAUUAUUUAUACCCCCUUUAUUUAAAUGUUGCAGGGGUAAACUGAAUAUAUAGUGUGCCUUUGUUAUGUUUUUUCUUUCAUAUAGUUUUUUGCAUCCCAUGGAUAGUCCUGAACUUUUAAAAAGUUUUUCAUUUAUUCCCUUUUAAAACAAGUUAUAUUUCCUCAAAACUUUUAAUGUUCCAUCUCCUUAAAUCAUAUGCAUAAUACCUGUUUUUUCUAAGCGUAUGUCAAAAAAUAUAUAAUUUAUGUCUUGGGAUUGGCAGCACUUGAGUUCUGGGUGGUGUAAUUAAAUGGUAUUAGAAUUUGUCUCAUUAUUGUAUAGAUUUAGAUUUUUGCAAGUUACUACCCCUAAAACAUAACUGCUAACAGUAAAACCUAACAUAAUACAAUAUAACAUGAAGUUAGAUGCAUUCUUUUUUGCCAAAUCUUCUAUAUGGUUUCAACUUUUUUUAGUAAUAGGUUUAUUAAUAAGUAAUUGGCUUACUGCUUUGAUGUAUUUUGAGAACUAAAAGUAUAAAAAAAAAAAUUGGCCAAGGUUAUGUUCUCAGCCAACAUGUAAUAGAGUUCAAAGAACAUCCUGCAUGUGGAUCACCAAGUAAAAUAUUAUAUGUAGGCAACUUGUAAUGGGUUCCCAGUAGAUAGUUGUCAGUUCGUUUAGUACCAUGGGAAAAUUGCUAGAUUACAUUUUAAAGUUAUCAGAAUUGUAUUCUUUAUAACAUUCUCUUAUAAGAAAUUAUAAAACUUUGUAGUCUUAUAUUUUAGUAAAUAUUGACUUCAGUUUUUGGGAGAGAAGUUCCAAGGUCACAAUUCCUUUCUGUACUCAGCAUAUCAUACACAUUCAGGUUGGGUUAAUUUUAAUUUAAUUAAAUAUAAUGUUAGCUUUUCUGAUUGUGUCUUACAUACAAGUAUUUGGGGAAUAGUUUUUUCUUUGACCU
Vombatus ursinus (common wombat) is the source of this 3510-nucleotide messenger RNA. RefSeq names its product ubiquitin specific peptidase 45 (gene USP45). Gene Ontology annotation, biological process: protein deubiquitination. The transcript has 18 exons. Gene Ontology annotation, molecular function: zinc ion binding; cysteine-type deubiquitinase activity. Bases 85 to 2544 code for a protein of 819 amino acids. The record is from RefSeq and is a predicted model, not a curated record. Lineage: Eukaryota; Metazoa; Chordata; Mammalia; Diprotodontia; Vombatidae.